Molecule: messenger RNA, 1421 nt
Organism: Malurus melanocephalus (red-backed fairy wren)
Lineage: Eukaryota; Metazoa; Chordata; Aves; Passeriformes; Maluridae
Gene: OPN1SW
Product: opsin 1, short wave sensitive
Exons: 4
Coding region: 342-1256 (304 amino acids)
Biological process (GO): G protein-coupled receptor signaling pathway; phototransduction
Cellular component (GO): photoreceptor outer segment; membrane
Molecular function (GO): G protein-coupled receptor activity
Source: RefSeq, a predicted model, not a curated record
GGACCAGGACUAAGGCUGGGAACCUCUGGCCAUCCUGGGGGGACCAAGACUGGACUUGGGGACACCUGGGGACACUUGAACACCCCAGGAGCAGAGUCGAGCUCAGAGACCCCUGGGGACCCUCCCACACCCAGGUGUGGGGGGAGCCCUUCCGCCCCCACCAAAUCCCCCAGAGCCCCGGCAAUCGGCUCGACCCGGCUCAGGGGGCCGAUUAGGCGCUGAGCCCGGUUUAGCCCACCCUAAUCCCCAAGUUUGGCUGGGCUGAGCCCUGAUCCCCCCUAAGCGGCUUUGGGGGCGCAGGGUAUAUCAGGGGGGCGGGCGUGCCCCCCCCCACCGCCGCCAUGGACGAGGACGAGUUCUACCUGUUCAAGAACCAGUCAUCGGUGGGGCCCUGGGAUGGGCCCCAGUACCACAUCGCGCCCAUGUGGGCCUUCUACCUGCAGACCAUCUUCAUGGGCGUGGUGUUCGUGGUGGGCACCCCCCUCAACGCCAUCGUCCUCAUCGUCACCGUCAAGUACAAGAAGCUGCGGCAGCCGCUCAACUACAUCCUGGUGAACAUCUCCUUCAGCGGCUUCCUGUGCUGCAUCUUCAGCGUCUUCACCGUCUUCGUCUCCAGCUCCCAGGGAUACUUCAUCUUCGGGAAGCACAUGUGUGCCUUGGAGGGCUUUGCGGGGGCCACUGGAGGGCUGGUGACAGGGUGGUCCUUGGCCUUCCUGGCCUUUGAGCGCUACAUCGUCAUCUGCAAACCCUUCGGCAACUUCCGCUUCAGCUCCCGCCACGCGCUGCUGGUGGUGGCGGCCACCUGGGUCAUCGGCAUCAGCGUGGCCAUCCCCCCCUUCCUCGGCUGCAGCCCGGGCAGGCCCGAGGCGUCCCCGUCCCCGUCCCCGGCGCAGGUGGCGGCGCAGCAGCAGGAGUCGGCCACGACGCAGAAGGCGGAGCGGGAGGUGUCACGCAUGGUCGUGGUCAUGGUGGGCUCCUUCUGCCUGUGCUACGUCCCCUACGCGGCGCUGGCCAUGUACAUGGUGAACAACCGCGACCACGGCCUCGACCUGCGCCUCGUCACCGUCCCUGCCUUCUUCUCCAAGAGCGCCUGCGUCUACAACCCCAUCAUCUACUGCUUCAUGAACAAACAGUUCCGCGCCUGCAUCAUGGAGACGGUGUGCGGGCGGCCCAUGUCGGACGAUUCCGAGCUCUCCAGCUCCGCUCAGCGCACCGAGGUCUCCUCCGUGUCCUCCAGCCAGGUCAGCCCCAGCUGAGGGGCUCUGGCACCCCCCCAGCCCCCGAGACCCCCGGCUGCCCCCCGGGACCCCCGGCUGCCCCCCAGUGCCCCCUCUGUGGGGCUGGCACUGCCCGGGGGGCCCGGGGGCCCCGGCCAGCCUAGGAUGUAGCGCGGGUGGGACAAUAAACCAUGGCCGCGGUCU